UUUGACCUGAAGCCAGAGACGCCGCCAUGAUUCAGGCAGGCAGGCAAGGAAACAGUUCUUGUCUUGAGGAAAGACGAUUUCAUGUAAGAUUUGGAACUGAGUGAACAGCAAAGUGUUUGCAACAUGUCUAUACAAGGUGUUGGGAGGUAUUUCAUCUUUAUAAAGAACAAGGUGAGCUCCGACUGGAAGGACCUGGCUUGGUGUCUGGGGUUUGAGACACCAGACAUAGACAACAUUGAAGGCAAACGGCGGGACGACAAGUCUCGCUGUAUGGAACUACUGCAGGAAUGGCACAAGCGGAAGGGAAACGCAGCCACCAUACAUGUGCUGAUGGAGGCACUAAAAACUGCACAGCUACAACUUGUUGUGGACAGUCUGAAGGGCGAAUAUCCUGAGUUAAAUGAAAAGCCAAAGUCUGAUAAGGGAAAGGCUGAGAACAUUGAAGCGAUAAGGAAGGAAAUAAAGUUGUUGGAAGAGAAGAAUUCAAAAGCCCUCCUGGAACAGAAGGCAGAAAUGAACAAGAAAAUACAGCAGCUUCAGGAGGCCAUUAAGGAAAUGGAGGCAAGAAAUGAUGAGCUGCUGACUGCCAAGCAACCCGUGGAGGUCAGACCAAUCAGGGUGGGACAACCAUGGGUGGAGAAAGUCAGGUUUGGGGGAUGGGGAUCAGGUAGGGGGGAAUUUAAAUAUCCUUGGGGAGUAGCUGUCUCACAAGACAAUGAGGUUUACAUUGCUGACCAGGGUAACAUAAGAAUCCAGGUGUUCACAAUGGAUGGUGAUUAUAUCAGAGAGUUCACAACAACUCUGCCAACUGGUGAAAAGUUAAGGCCAGAGGAUGUUGCUGUAGAUAGAAAUGGCAACCUGUGGGUGGUGGGUGAUAGACAUGUAGUGCAGUAUUCCAGGGAAGGCACCUGUUUGGCCACAAUAGAUCUGCCACAUGUUGGAUACCUCGGUGGCAUAACUGUAGCUAUGGCAACAGAACAGGUGAUUGUUACACAGCGUGCUGGGCAAAAUGGUCGACUUCGAGUGUUUAACCAAGAUGGUUCUGAGGUGGGGACAUAUGGUUCAGGUCAUAGGUCACCAAAGCCUUGGAAGCCACAAUGUGUCACUGUGGAUGGAGAGGGGAACAUUCUGGUCACUGAUGACAACAAUCACUGUGUCCAUGUCUUGGACAGAGAGGGAAACUUCAAGUUCAAGUUUGGGAGUGAGGGAUCUGAUGAAAGUCAGUUUAAAUAUCCUCAGAGCAUUUGUGUUGAUGGGAUGGGAAACAUCAUUGUGGCUGACAAUGAAAAUCGUUGUGUGAAAGUGUUCGACAGUCAGGGCAGAUUUCUGUCUUACAUUGGAAGUGGUAUGAAGAAACCCUGGGCUGUUACUGUGUCACCAGGUGGAGAUGUGGUGAUGACUGAUUGGGAAGGUUACACUGUAUCAGUCUGGAGACAGGAUUAGUGCUGUACCAUAAAGGGGAAAGCAGUG
This is a messenger RNA of Branchiostoma belcheri (Belcher's lancelet), 1470 nucleotides long. RefSeq names its product E3 ubiquitin-protein ligase TRIM71-like. The record is from RefSeq and is a predicted model, not a curated record. Gene Ontology annotation, biological process: proteasome-mediated ubiquitin-dependent protein catabolic process; negative regulation of translation; protein polyubiquitination. The coding region runs from base 124 to 1443 and encodes 439 amino acids. The transcript has 5 exons. NCBI's taxonomy places the organism in Eukaryota, Metazoa, Chordata, Leptocardii, Amphioxiformes, Branchiostomatidae. Gene Ontology annotation, molecular function: translation repressor activity; ubiquitin protein ligase activity; protein binding.